AUGUCGAUUAAGGACGACAUCCCUGCCAUCUUUUACGAAAAGCUUUCCCCCCGCGGGCUUGAGGCCAUCGCCAAAACCAAGGAAUUCGUCGACACUUACUGCUCCCCCGCCGACGAGAUCUACUUCCAACAGGUGAGAACUGACGACCGCCGGUGGAAGGAAACGCCCCCCAUCACCGAGCACUUGAAGAAGAAAGCUAAAGAGCUCGGGUUAUGGAACAUGUUCUUGCUGAAGCACUACGCCGAGGGCGCCGGCUACACCAACUUGGAGUACGGGCUUAUGGCCCAGUACCUUGGCCGCAGCCACAUCGCCCCUGAAGCUACCAACACCAAUGCUCCUGACACCGGCAACAUGGAGAUUCUUGCCAAGUACGGCAACGACUACCACAAGCAGCGCUACCUCCAGCCGCUUCUCGACGGUAAAAUCCGCCUGGCGUUCUUGAUGACGGAAAAGGGGACGUCUCUGUCCAACGCCCUUAACAUCUCGUGCCUGGCCAAACUUAACCAAAAUGGCAACUACGUCAUCAACGGCGUCAAGUGGUUCGCCCUGGGUGCCGGCGACCCCCGGUGCAAGGUGUGGUUGACGAUGUGCAAGACCGGCGACGACGACGCCAACCCCUAUUUCAACCACUCGUUGCUUGUGCUUGACGUCGACAAGGCCCUCGCCCUGGGACAGGCUCGUGUUGUCCGCCCGUUGCACGUGUUUGGCUACGACGACGCUCCUCACGGCCACUGUGAAAUUGAGUUUAACAACUACGAAGUGUCUAAAGAGGAAAUGGCCAACGUCAUCCUCGGCCAGGUGGGCCAAGGAUUUGCCAUCAUCCAGCUGAGAUUGGGGCCGGGGCGCAUCCACCACUGCAUGCGGAUGAUUGGCGUCGGCGAAUUCGCCUUGAUGAGAGUGGCUCAGCGGGCUAAUCACCGUAUCAUCUUCGGCAAGCCCAUGGCCAAGCGCGAGCUGUUUUUAAACGCCUACGCUCAGGCAAAGAUCGACAUCCAAAAGUGCCGCUUGUUUGUCCUUAAUGCCGCCCACCACAUCGACAUUGCCGGAGCCAAAGCGGCGCAAGCCGACAUCGCCAUGGCCAAGAUCGAGACCCCGAGAACCAUCCUUCGCAUCUUGGACUGGGGGAUCCAGAUGUUUGGCGCCGAAGGGGUGUCUCAAGACACCGAGCUCUCACGCAUGUACGCGUUGGGGCGGACGUUACGUAUUGCCGACGGCCCCGAUGAAGCUCACUUGGGCCAAUUGGCCCGUAAGGAGCUGAAGAAGUUCCCUUACGUCGACGAAUACUUUAAGCGGUUCGAAGAAAAUAAGGCGAAGUUGGCCAAGUUGUAA
Molecule: messenger RNA, 1329 nt
Organism: Diutina rugosa
Lineage: Eukaryota; Fungi; Ascomycota; Pichiomycetes; Serinales; Debaryomycetaceae
Exons: 1
Coding region: 1-1329 (442 amino acids)
Molecular function (GO): oxidoreductase activity, acting on the CH-CH group of donors; flavin adenine dinucleotide binding
Source: RefSeq, a predicted model, not a curated record